Messenger RNA from Propithecus coquereli (Coquerel's sifaka), 777 nucleotides. RefSeq names its product FOXL2 neighbor (gene FOXL2NB). Lineage: Eukaryota; Metazoa; Chordata; Mammalia; Primates; Indriidae. The transcript has 7 exons. The record is from RefSeq and is a predicted model, not a curated record.
AUGGGGAGUCCGCCCAACAGAGAGGGGCUCCGGCGCCGCCGCCCCUCCCCGCCCAAGCCAGUCCCCGCCUCGCGGGGCGGCCAGCCGCGCACGGGCGAGUUCAUCUCCAAGUCACUUUUUGUAAACGCCUCGCACAGCCUGGACCGGCCUGCCCCCACUCGGACUGAGCCGGGAGAUACCGAGGGCUCCGGGGGGGCCGCCCGUACCCGGCCCGCGAGCAGGGAGCUCGGGCUCCAGCGAGGAGAGGCGCUCCAAGCCUCCUCGCAGCUUUCAGGCAUUUCCGCUGCUCAGCCCGGCAGCAGCCAGGUAACCCGCAGCUCAGAUAAAGGAGAUGCCUGGUGUGCGGGCUGGAAUCAGUCUCUCCCCAUGAUGUGCCUUCACACGGCUGUCUAGCAUUCGAAAAACAGGCAAACAGGGCCGGGAAUCCUGCAACAGCGGCGGAAGCUGCCCUCGCCUCGGGCUCCCGGCGGCCCGGUCCUGCCAGGGAAUCGGGGUAGCGGCUCCAAGGCAGGCAUCGCUUCCCUAGCACCGCUUAGCUUGGUCAGGGCGGCUGCAGGCUGCCUGAAGCAGGUCCCGCGGUCCCCUUUCCUAGCGGGGCCCUGAAACACCCACGGCGUCUCACUCCUGAGCGGGGAAAGAGGAACCGAGCCUGCUGCAACCCUCCCUUUAUGGCAUCAAGAAAAGCUGCUGGCUUUCCCGCGCAGCAAGACCCGCAAGCUGUCACUGCCACCGCUCUGCCAGGCCCUGCUGCGGACGCCUGUUCCGGGACAGGAAUGA